This is a messenger RNA of Fusarium graminearum PH-1, 714 nucleotides long. RefSeq lists its product as uncharacterized. NCBI's taxonomy places the organism in Eukaryota, Fungi, Ascomycota, Sordariomycetes, Hypocreales, Nectriaceae. The record is from RefSeq and is a predicted model, not a curated record. The transcript has 4 exons. The coding region runs from base 1 to 714 and encodes 237 amino acids.
AUGCAUUCCGGCAGUACUGACCGAGCCAAGACGGGCCAAGAGCGGUCGCCGACGGAUAUGGGUUUCCUCUUGUCUCAUCAGUUUCCCAGUCUCUCGCCUCAUUUUAGUCGUCUUUUCAACUUUUCAGCUGAUUAUCUUCGUUCCGCCCAUUUCGACCAGGGGCUGUGGCCACAGUUAGUGCAACCGACCAAUCGGUUAUCCACGUGUGUUGCUCGUGAACAUGAUCCUCCACCGGCUUUGCAAAUUUCUCAUCUUGUGCCAUAUUGUACCUUAAAAGAUUUGCUCAUUCCGUGCCUCUUGAAACUGUUGCUGGGGGUCCUUGGGCCAGUGGGUUAUCAGUCAUUUACACGUCAAAGAAACAUCCUGGGUGCGAGUAUAGCCGAGCCUUACUUGUCUCUUUACGGUAUUUCCUCGUAUGCUGUGUAUUCUUCGCCGAUGCUUGACCUUGUGUUGUUUAUGUUGUAUGAUCAAGUAAUGUCUCACUUUCUAGCUUGGUUCAAGGCAACCACCAUCCUAUUCUGCCAGACAGACAAGUCACAUAGUGUCCUGAUACGUACCUCUACAGCUUUACAAAAUCAUUACACCCCCGAACGAUUAGAGGCAAGGUUAUUUGUGGCGGAUAGAACGACGUCUCAACAGCCGCAGCCUAAUCGUCAACUUGCAGCAACUUGGUUACACAACGCCUCCGAAAACAACGUACGAGAGCGCGAAUAA